GCCCCAUCGGAAAAGCUUCAAGGAAAAGGAAUUUUACUCAUUCCCGUCAGAGUGGAAUCUAAGCAAAAGAUGAAAGAGAAAAGGAUCACUUUCUCAGUCUGCUUGGAGUUCUCUUGAAGUGGACAGAGUAGAAUGAUGCAUUGAAAAGUGGACGAUGACGGUGAACCCAUUAAGCACUGGAGGGUAAAGAUAAUCAUCAUUUUUCGGUGGUAGUCGUUGAGGCGACAAAGCAUGUGCACAUAGUAUACAUGGGCGAGAAGAAGCAUGAUGACCCGAAGAUUACGAAAGAAAUUCACCAUGAGUUACUGUCGAACGUUUUAGGCAGCAAAGAAGCUGCUCGAGGGUCCAUGGUUUACAGCUACAAGCAUGGCUUUUCUGGCUUUGCAGCAAGACUAACACAAUCUGAGGCCGAAGAGAUUUCCAAAUUUCCCGUCGUAGUCCGAGUACUUCCAAGUCGCAUGCACAAGCUCCAUACGACUAGAAGCUGGGACUUCAUUGGGCUGGAACUACACAGAGCAAAACAAAGCCUUCUGACUGACGGGAAAAUGGGGAAAGGAAUCAUCAUUGGCAUAAUAGAUUCAGGAGUUUGGCCUGAAUCGAAGAGUUUCAGUGACGAAGGAAUGGGCCCAGUUCCAUCCCGGUGGAAGGGAAUAUGCCAACGAGGAGAGCACUUCAAUGCCUCCAACUGCAACAGGAAACUCAUUGGGGCUCGAUGGUUUGUGAAGGGAUCUCUGGCUGGGGGCCUCGGAACAUUUUCCACUAACAAGACUGGGGAAUAUCGAGAGUUUAAGUCUGCGCGGGAUUCGUUUGGGCAUGGGACCCACACGGCAUCGAUUGCCGCAGGAAAUUUCGUGGAGAACGCGAAUGAUUAUGGGCUAGCAGAAGGUUUAGCCCGAGGAGGUGCACCGCGUGCCCACCUGGCUAUCUACAAGGCCUGCUGGUUCUUUCAGCACGCCUGCUCCGAUGCGGACAUUCUUAAAGCCUUUGAUAAAGCGAUACACGAUGGGGUGGACGUGUUGUCUAUAUCCUUGGGAGAUGAGAUUCCCUUGUUUCCAUACGCUGAUCGAAGGGACUCCAUUGCCAUCGGGUCCUUCCACGCGGUGGCGCAGGGGAUCACGGUGGUUGCCUCUGCAGGAAAUGAUGGCCCUAUAUCAGGGACUGUCGCAAACGUUGCUCCAUGGCUUAUCACAGUGGGAGCAAGCACAACCGACCGGAGGUUCAUGGCAGCGAUCAUGCUCGGGAAUAACCGCACCCUUUGGGGACAAUCACUUUAUACCGGGAAAGACCACCGUGGCUUCUAUGUUGUCACGUACUCUGAAAGGAUAGCUGUUGCUUCGGCAGAGUAUGUGAAGGGAUGUGGGGAAGGUAGUCUCAAUAAGACCCUAGCAGCAGGAAAGAUAGUGCUUUGCUUCAAGACUUCAGAUGAGCAGGACAUGGUUUCCGCAUCAGCUGCAGUGUCAGAAGCAGGUGGGAUUGGAGUAAUAUAUGCACAAUCUCGCGAAGAUGGGUCAAAUCCAUGCGUCAUACCAUGCGUCAAAGUAGAUUACGGGAUCGGAACACAAAUACUUACCUACAUCAGAAGGGCGAGGUUUCCUAUUGCCAAGUUGGGUUUUCCAAGCAGUGCUUUUGGGAAAUUGGCCUCGCCAAGAGUGGCAUCUUUUUCAUCCCGAGGGCCGAGUUCGAUAUCUCCUCAAGUGCUAAAGCCUGAUAUAGUCGCCCCAGGAGUGGACAUUCUGGCAGCAUUUCCAUCAUCUGAUGAGAAAGGCGCGGAGUAUAAGUUGCUUUCCGGAACUUCAAUGUCUGCUCCCCACGUGGCGGGGAUCGCUGCUCUCAUCAAGUCCAUGCAUUCAAAUUGGUCGCCUGGUGCAAUAAGAUCUGCUCUCGUCACCACAGCAUCUCAAACUGGAACAGACGGGAACGAAAUUUGCGAUGGAGGGCCCACGGACAAGAUUGGUGACCCAUUUGAUAUAGGAGGCGGCCAUGUCGAUCCUAACAAAGCAAUGGACCCCGGGCUCGUGUACGAUACAACCAUCAGUGACUACAUCCGGUUUCUCUGUUCCAUGGGCUACAGCAGAGAAUCAGUCGCGAACUUGACGGAAACCAAGCUCAGGUGCAAAAAAGACCAACACCAUGGGCAGAACCUCAACCUCCCCUCCAUCGUGAUCCCGAGCCUCAGGAGGAGAUUGACAGUUACAAGGACGGUCACGAACGUGGGGCCCGAGGAUUCCGUGUACGAGGCAGUAGUGAAACCUCCCUAUGGAACUAGUAUGAAAGUCGAGCCUCAAGUUUUAAGGUUCAAUUCGACUACACAAGUUCUUACUUUCAAGGUUUCCUUUGCCUCAGUACGGGAAAAGGCGCGAGGAGGUUACAAGUUCGGGAGCCUAACAUGGACCGACGGAGAACAUUUUGUUAGGAGUCCCGUAGCUGUCCGUGUCCUGGAAUUCGGAAUAUUUCCCGAUGUAUGAGGGUGGGAUUGGCUAAGGCAUAUACUUGACGAUUCCGAAAAUGUUGAGUUACUAAUAUCUCACAUGCAAAUUUAUUUAUUCAUUAGCCUUCC
Messenger RNA from Punica granatum (pomegranate), 2557 nucleotides. Lineage: Eukaryota; Viridiplantae; Streptophyta; Magnoliopsida; Myrtales; Lythraceae. The record is from RefSeq and is a predicted model, not a curated record.